CUAUCUCUUUAAUCUUGUAAAUCAACCAUUUUAUGAUUUUCACACCUUAAUAUCUCUUGUGAUAGUAGCAUUUUAUGAUUUUGACACAUUUAUAUCUCUUUUGAUCUUCCAAAUCUACCUUUCUAUGAUUUCAUUCUCAUCUAAACAAAAAGAAAUUUUUCCUCAAAAAUAAAUAAAAAAUAAUAAAAUAAAUAAAUCAGAAAACAAGAAGAAAAUAAUACCCGGCCCAACUUACACACAAACCGGGCGCCGCUCACCAACUCAGAUCACCUCUCCAAUAAACCCUCUUUUUUUCUUUUUUUUCCCUCUUUUUCUUUUGUUUUUAGUCAGAAAAAAAAAAUAAUAAAAAUUCAAACGUCUCUCAGAAAAAUAUAGCCGUUGGGACCCGUGUGAAACAAAAACCCUAAUUGCUAUAUAAAGCCCCAAAUUCAACCAUCAUAAUUACAAAUAAUCAAUCUGCUCUCUCUAUCUCUCUCUAUUUGCGCUGCGAUCUUAUAAUUCUCUCUCUAAUUAGCUGAUUUCCUCUCUCUUUACAAGCUAACAAUUUUUUGCAGGAAAUUUGGUUUCAUUUCUUCAAUUCAUUUCCAUUAUUGUGUUGUUAUAGCUAUUAUCUUUUGUUUGUUGUUUGUGUUCUGGUUUGUUUUGCUGUAAUUGUUUUGCAGAAAUUCUUUCUAGAUGAAUCCCAGAAGUGCUUUCCAAGAAAUCGCCCUUCCCAGGAAAAAUUCCAAAGAAAAUUUGGACAGGUUCAUUCCCAACAGAUCAGCUAUGGAUUUCGAUUACGCCCACUACAUGCUGACCGAGAAGAAAGGUAAGGAGAACCCGGCUACGAGCUCGCCUUCGAAGGAGGCGUAUCAGAAGCAGCUGAGGGAGGUGUUCAACAUGAACAGGACAAGGAUUCUUGCUUUCAAGAACAAGCCACCUGCUCCAGUUGAGUUCAUGCCCCAGGAGUAUGCUUCUGUCCAGCAAUCGAAGCCCGUUAAGCCUCGCAGGCACAUCCCUCAGACUUCAGAGCGUACAUUGGAUGCCCCCGAUCUGUUGGACGACUACUACUUGAAUUUGUUGGAUUGGGGUAGCAGCAAUGUUCUUGCAAUAGCUCUUGGAACCACAGUGUACCUUUGGGAUGCGUCUAGUGGGUCUACUUCAGAACUGGUUACAGUUGAUGAUGACAAGGGUCCUGUAACCAGUGUGAACUGGGCUCCUGAUGGUCGUCACAUUGCCGUUGGCUUGAACGAUUCCGAAGUUCAGCUGUGGGAUUCGACAUCCAACCGGCAGUUGAGGACUUUGAAAGGAGGCCACCGAGCUCGUGUUGGGUCACUAGCAUGGAACAAUCACAUCCUCACCACUGGAUCGAUGGACGGGAAAAUUGUGAACAACGAUGUGAGGAUUAGAGACCAUGUUGUGGAGACCUACAGAGGACACCAGCAAGAGGUUUGUGGCCUUAAAUGGUCAGCUUCAGGCCAACAGCUUGCUAGUGGAGGCAAUGACAACAUCCUUCACAUCUGGGACAGAUCGAUGGCGUCUUCGAAUUCUGCUACUCAGUGGCUACACAGGCUCGAGGACCACACCGCUGCAGUGAAAGCCCUAGCUUGGUGCCCCUUCCAGGGUAAUUUGCUGGCUUCUGGUGGCGGUGGGGGUGACCGAUGCAUCAAGUUCUGGAACACCCACACUGGUGCUUGCUUGAACUCAGUUGACACCGGAUCCCAGGUCUGCUCUUUAAUGUGGAGUAAGAAUGAGCGCGAGCUGCUGAGCUCCCACGGUUUCACUCAGAACCAGUUGACCUUAUGGAAAUAUCCUUCUAUGGUGAAGAUGGCUGAACUUACUGGCCAUACAUCCAGAGUUCUUUUCAUGGCUCAGAGUCCUGAUGGUUGCACAGUGGCUUCUGCUGCAGGAGACGAGACUUUGAGAUUCUGGAAUGUAUUUGGUACUCCUGAAGUUGCUAAACCUGCACCAAAAGCUGCUCCUGAGCCAUUCGCCCACGUAAACCGAAUUCGUUGAUCAACUUACUACCCACCCCUAAGGGAAGACAAUCUGCAGUUUAGCUCUGUAUAUUUGUGAUUUUUAUCUGCUCUUGUGAAAUGAUUGCAUUUUGUUGGUAAAUACUGAAUAGGAGCAUUGGCUGUAUGCCUGUAUCUGAUUCGAGAUGAUGUAAAUAAAAUACUUCGAAUACUUUUUUAUAUAUACCUGUAAUUAAGUGUUGAGUGCUGUGCUCAACAGUUUUGUUGAUAGUUCACAUAUAAAUGAAGUUUUGUUUUCU
This is a messenger RNA of Chenopodium quinoa (quinoa), 2254 nucleotides long. RefSeq names its product cell division cycle 20.2, cofactor of APC complex-like. Gene Ontology annotation, biological process: positive regulation of ubiquitin protein ligase activity; positive regulation of anaphase-promoting complex-dependent catabolic process; anaphase-promoting complex-dependent catabolic process. Gene Ontology annotation, cellular component: anaphase-promoting complex. The coding region runs from base 676 to 1995 and encodes 439 amino acids. Gene Ontology annotation, molecular function: protein binding; ubiquitin ligase activator activity; anaphase-promoting complex binding. The transcript has 4 exons. The record is from RefSeq and is a predicted model, not a curated record. NCBI's taxonomy places the organism in Eukaryota, Viridiplantae, Streptophyta, Magnoliopsida, Caryophyllales, Amaranthaceae.